AUGAGUGAAACUACAAAUUUGAAACCUGCUGGCUUCUUUGAGCUUUUCAGAUUUGCAUCAAAGCUAGACAUAUUCCUUAUGGUUUUUGGGUCUAUUGCAGCUGUUGUUAAUGGUAUUCUUUAACCUUUAAUGUCUUAGAUUAUAGGAAGAACUACAAAUUAAUUUAGUUCUAAUUAAGAUUAAUCUUAAAUUAUUGAAAAUGCUAAGAUAUAAUGCUUUUAUAUGUUAGGAGCUGGUUUUAUAUCAUUUGUAUGUAGUUGGAUUUAAAUGGCAUGCUGGAUGAUUUCUGGGGAAAGAUAAGCUAUUGAAUGUAGAAAAUAAUACUUCAAAGCUAUUAUUAGAUAAGAAAUUGGUUGGUUUGAUAUGCAAAAUCCUAAUGAACUUACAAGUAAAAUAUCUUAAGAUUGCUUUUUCAUUUAAGGAGCUAUUGGAGAGAAAGUACCUACAUUUUUGAUGGCCAUUUUUACAGGGUUAGGUGGCUUUGGUGUUGGAUAUUAUAAUGGCUGGUAAAUGUCUUUAGUUGCAACCGCAGCUGUUCCUGCUAUCAUUCUAGGAGGAUUAAUAUUUACUAUUAUAUUGUAAUAAACUUCAGUUAAAACUUCUGAAGCUUAUCUUCAUGCUAGCGCAGUUGCGGAGUAAAGUCUUAACUCUAUCAAAACUGUCAAAUCGCUAGCUGGAGAAAAUUUUGAAAUUAAAAAUUAUUCCUAAGGAUUAUUAGUUUCAUUCAAAAUAGCUACAAAAUACGCUGUUUGGGCAGGUUUUGGACUGGGCUUGACAUUUUUAACUCUUUACUUGGAUUAUUCUCUCUGUUUUUGGUAUGGUUCUAAGUUAAUGGAAGAUGAAACUAUUAAUCAUAACUUUGAUCGUAAGUAUAAUUAAGGCGAUAUCUAAACAAUAUUCUUUGCUAUUUAAAUUGCUGGAUUUUCUCUUGGUUAAGCUGCUCCAUGCCUAAAGAAUUUCUCUCUUGGAUAACAAGCAGCAGCAAAAAUAUUUGAUUUAUUGAAAAGGACACCUUAGAUUAAAAAUUGCGAAAACCCAAAGAUAAUUAAAGAAUUGAAAGGUCAUAUUGUACUUAAAGAUGUAGAUUUCUCUUAUCCUUCUAAAAAAGAUGUUAAGGUUCAUAACAAACUUACUCUUGAAAUACUGCCAAAUAUAAAAACAGCUCUAGUUGGAGAAUCUGGUUGUGGAAAGUCCACAGUCAUGUAACUUAUCGAGCGUUUUUAUGACCCUGAUUCUGGGUUAGUGACUGUAGAUGGACAUGACAUUAGAGAACUUGAUUUCGUUUGGUUAAGAAAAAAUAUUGGAUAUGUAGGAUAAGAACCAGUUUUAUAUGCAACUUCUAUCAGAGAAAAUCUAAGAUUCGGAAAAGAAGAUGCGACAGAAGAAGAAAUGAUAAAUGCUCUCAAGCAGGCUAAGGCAUGGGAGUUUGUCUAGUAGCUUGAUGAUAAACUUGAUACUUUUGUAGGAAAUUUGGGAAGCCAAUUUUCUGGAGGGUAAAAAUAAAGAAUUUGUAUUGCUAGAGCUAUUUUGAAAAAUCCUUAAAUAUUGUUGCUUGACGAGUCUACUAGUGCUUUAGAUAGAAAAAAUGAAGCUGCAAUUUAGGCUACUCUGGAUGAAAUAUCAAAGGGGAGGACAACAAUUGUUAUUGCUCAUAGACUUUCAACUGUUUAAAACGCAGAUAGAAUUCUUGUUAUUGAAAAAGGUUAGUUGAUUGAAUAAGGAACUUACGAUUCUUUAAUAAAUGCUGGAGGAAAAUUUGAAGCUUUAGCAAAAAAUCAAAUAUAAAAAGAAUUGGAAGACAAUUCUGACUUAAAUAAUGACAUUGAAUUAGUAUAAGAAGAACUCAAUAAUAAUGAGAGCUUGUAAAAGAAAUAGACAAUUUCUGGAAUAUAAAAUUAGAAAUUAAAUAAUUUAGAAGAAAGUACUAAUCGCUUGCAAAAUUAGAUUCCUUAAGAAUUAUAAGAAAUACCUUUAAAAAAAUUGAGCAUGUCAGUUAAAAAUUAAAAUAUUACUUAAGAAUGCUAAAAUAAAUAAACAUAAUCUGAUCCUUUGGAAUCAGAUAAAAAGUUUAAAUACACAAAUAUUCAACUCAUCAAGAAAUUAAUUGCUAUUAAUAAGCCUGAAAUUAAUUAUCUUUAUUUUGGACUUUUAGUUGCUUUUAUUAAUGGUGGUUCUUGGCCUGUUAGUGGUUUGCUUUUAGGAGAAUAUUUUGAUGUUUUAUUUGAUCCUUCAAAAUCUGAUUUUAGAGAAAGAGCAGAUUUGCUUGCUAUUUACUUCGUCAUUCUUGCUGUUGUAUGUCAAAUAGGAUAUUUGCUCUAAAAUGUAUUUUUCACAAGAGUUGGUGAAGGCUUAACUUUAAGAAUGAGAAAAGAAGUUUACUCAAAACUUCUCAAGAUGCCAUGCUCCUGGUUUGAUUAACCUGACAAUAAUCCUGGUAAUUUAAGUACUAAGCUUUAACAAGAUGGACAAUAUAUAAACUAGAUCACUUCUAGCAUUAUACCAACUCAAAUAUAAAACUUAUCUUGUAUGGGAGUAGGUAUAGCUUUAGGAUUUGCUUAUUCUUGGUAAAUCACUCUUAUUGGAAUGGUUGCUGCUCCUCUUAUGAUUAUUUGUGCUAAGUUUUAAGCUCAAUUUAUCUAAGGAUAUAGUGAAAAUUCUGAUGGAGCAUACAAAGAAGCAGGUUAGAUCAUUAUGGAAAGUGUGACUAACAUUCGUACUGUGGCUUCUUUUUGCAAUGAAAAUAAACUCAAUGUCUUUUUAUCUGAAAAAUUAGUCCAACCACUUCAAUUAGUUAAAUCAAAAGGUUAAAUCUCUGGUGUUUUUCUUGGUUUGUCUUUUGCUCUUAUCUUUUGGAUUUAUGGUAUUGUACUUUAUUGUGGUUCUAUUUUCACAUAAGAUUACGGUGUCAGUGCUAAGGAUAUGUUUGUGUCUGUUUUUUCUGUUCUUUUUGCUGCUUUUGGAAUUGGAUUUAAUAACUAAUAUAUUCCAGAUAUUGCCAUGGCAAUAAACUCAGCAAAUAAUCUCUUUGACAUUUUAAAUUAAAAAGAUGAAGUUUAAAUUUGUUAGGAGCAAGCAUAACAAUAUAAUUUAAAACCCAUAGUUUAACAAACUGAAUAAGCGAUUUAAGGAAACAUUGAAUUUAGAAAUGUCUCAUUUAAAUAUCCAUCUCGUGAUUAGUAUGUUUUCAAAAAUUUAUCAUUCAAGAUUUAAGCAGGUUAAAAAGUGGCCUUUGUUGGACCAAGUGGCUCAGGUAAAUCUUCGGUAAUUUAGUUGUUGUUGAGAUUUUACACUAACUAUGAAGGUGAAAUAUUUGUAGAUGGUAAAAAUAUUAAAGAAUACUAUGAUUUGACCAAUUAUCGCUAGAAUUUCGGUGUAGUGAGUUAAGAGCCAAUACUCUUCAAUGCUUCUAUAGAAGAAAAUAUCCAAUACAACUCUGAAAAUAUAACUUGUGAGCACAUUAAAUAAGCGGCACAACAAGCAAAUGCUUUGAAAUUUAUUGAGGAGUUUUAAAAUGACGAGUAGACUAAAGAAAAAAAUGAAGAUAAAGAAAAUUAAAUGAAAAAUGAAAACAAAAAUCAGCUAGGAGACGGUUUUUAGAGAAAAGUAGGUCCUAAAGGAAGCUAACUUUCUGGAGGAUAAAAAUAAAGAAUAGCCAUAGCAAGAGCAAUAAUUAAAAAUCCAAACAUCUUACUUCUUGAUGAAGCAACAAGUGCUUUGGAUCCAUAGAACGAAAAGAUAGUAUAAGAAGCAUUAGACUAAUUAAUGAAAGCGAAAACUUCAGUAUGUAUAGCACAUAGAUUAUCAACAAUAAAAGAUAGUGAUAAAAUAUAUGUGAUUGAAUCAGGAAAGUUAGUCGAAUAGGGUACAUAUGAUGAAUUGAUGAAUAAAAAAGAAUAUUUCUAUAGGCUUAAUAAUCAUUGA
Messenger RNA from Tetrahymena thermophila SB210, 3921 nucleotides. RefSeq names its product ABC transporter family protein. The transcript has 5 exons. Gene Ontology annotation, biological process: transmembrane transport. Gene Ontology annotation, molecular function: ATP binding; ATP hydrolysis activity; ABC-type transporter activity. Gene Ontology annotation, cellular component: membrane. The record is from RefSeq and is a predicted model, not a curated record. NCBI's taxonomy places the organism in Eukaryota, Ciliophora, Oligohymenophorea, Hymenostomatida, Tetrahymenidae.